Cetraspora pellucida is the source of this 2766-nucleotide messenger RNA. The record is from the annotation of a GenBank genome assembly. Lineage: Eukaryota; Fungi; Glomeromycota; Glomeromycetes; Diversisporales; Gigasporaceae.
AUGUCCUAUGAUGUGCAUUACCUAGCGUAUAAACACGAAAAUCUCAAAAUUUCAACACAAUCUCAAUCGGUUUUUCGUGCGGCAACUAUACUUGAAAAUGGUCCUGUUUCUCCCGCAAACGUAAUCACUUAUCCCAAUGACACUGUUGCUGUUAGAUUAUCUUACAAUUUAACUUGUCCAAACAAUAAUAUUACGAUAAUCCCGCUUCGUUUCAUUUUUUCAAACAUGACGCUUAUCAUUGCUGAUAUAGCUUAUACUAUUCCUUCUAUUAAUUAUUGUCCCACAAAUCGGACAAAUACUACUACUUUAUCUGAUAAGAUUGAUAUUUUUGCUUUACCAGAUAAUUUUUUAUUGAUUCGUUAUUGGAAUGUUCCCAAUGACUCACCGAAUAUGGUUCAAUAUUAUGGCCUUAUAGUAUCAAUUACUGGUGAUAUAAUAAAUGGGAACACGCCAGUAGUGUUAAGUGAUCCUAUCAGCAUUACCAACGCGACUGUGUCUAAUUCUCAGAUUACAACUUUAAAUUUUGGUCAGAAAGGAAUUCUUUUUGCUUCAAGUUUUGAUCCAACGACAAUUACUUGGACACGUUUCACUUGGGAUUCUAAUAGACAAGCUUUGAACAAUGAUUCUCAGAACGUUAUUACCGCACCUACAAAUUAUCAGAUAGACGAUUUUAAAACCUUUAUUACAAUAGAUGGUGGUUAUGGGUUAGUUUACGCGGUUAGAUUACAAAAUCAGGAUGUUUUAAUACCAAGCACCUCUAUUCAUCCCACAACAAUAACAGUUUUUUUGACUACCUUAAAGUCUGAUUCCCGUAAUUUUUCAACUCCUGUUAUAAUCUAUCAAUCAACAUUAACGGAAACGAAAAUUUCAAUAAGUGAAUGUCAAAGUAAUUCUGGUGGUCGUCCUGGUUGUGUAUGCUAUAUACAUGGUCAAAGUACUCCUGAAAGUUUAACUCCUGGUGUGAAUUUCUGGCAAAUGAUAUUUUUUCUUGCCGCAGGAACCGUCGUUUCAGCCGUAGAUUUACCCAAUAAUUUUGUUACUGGUGGUGACGUGAUCACUUAUAACAUAACAUAUUCUUUACAUGAUGAUGGUAUUUUAAUGUUAGGUCGAAAUCAAAAUGGUACUUUACGUGGUUCAAUUUAUAAUGAUAAUGGUGUAUAUGUACAAGACUGGGGAUUACCACAAUCUCAAGGAAUGUUGGCUUCUUAUACUGAUAAUACUAAUACUGUAUGGGCGAUUGCUCCCUCAAUAAACAACUCUUGGACUGUGUACUCUAUUAUAUUGCCCUCACUUUUACCUAGAGAUAUCUUAUUAUUGAAUCCUAGUAUUGAAUCUAUUUAUCCAACUGUCAACUCAUCAAUCCCUCUGUAUACAUCUUCCAUUACGAUAACAUUUAAUCAAGAUGUUGUUCCAUCAGUUGCAAAUAUAAGUAUAUACCAGAGAACUAAUACCUCUGAUAACUUGCGUCAGACACUUUCCGCCAAUUCAUCUGCAGUCCAUUUUAUUACUAGAAGAGAAAUUUUAGUUGAUGUAUUACCAAGUACUUUUAACCAAGAGGGUGCAAACUAUUUUAUUACAAUUGAUCCUAAUUUUGUAAUGUUAAGGUUACCUUAUGAACCAUUACCAGGUGUAAGCAAUGGUACAUGGUCAUUUUUUACUGAAAACGUUACCAAUCCUUUUACAGAAAAUACUGAUGUGGCCAUCCGUCUAACGGAAGAAGCUACUACUCAUUUCGAUAAAUUGAAUGAGACAGCAAAAUCUGCUUACUAUGAUGAAUUGAUUACUUCUUUUGCAAAUGCAAUAUCUGUAAAUACUACAAGAUUAUCUAUGCAAAGACGAUAUCAACAUGAUGGUAAUUUGAAAGAACCGUGGCCAAUUCUAUUUCGUGUGACACUUAUUGCAGCUCAAGAUUCAAAUGAAAUUAGUACACAAGAAAUGUAUGAAAGUUUAAGGGUUUUAGUUACCAACAAAAGUAUCACGAGUCUUAUGUUUUAUGAAAGUACUGCAUCCUUGGAUUCGGAAUUCGGUGUGAUGCAAUUAAUGAGUAUAUGGGAGAGAUAUCGAUUUGAAAUCGCGGGGGUGAUAUGUAUUAUAUUUGUUUUAUUUGUUGUAAUCUUCUUGGCAAAUCAUACUCAUCCAGAGGGAAGAAGCAUGGAACUUUUCAAAUUUGUUUUAAUAAUGUCGGAUUUUGUUCUUGAUAUUUUCUUCCUUUUCACUCGAGGUCAUGAUGUACCUGUUCUAUUUCUUCCAAGUCUUCUUAUAAUAUUGGUUGGAAUUUGUGUCAAUUUUUUUAUCACCAUGUUUAUAUUCUUUAAAGAAUUUUAUGGAAACGAUAAUUUUCAUAAUUGGGCAAGACAAAAUGUUGUUGCUUCUUCAGUAUUUAUUGUUCUAAGUUAUUGUGAUAUAGAAGCUUUAGAUUUUGUUUCUUCAGAUAUUUCAAAUUCUUCUUGCGUUCAAGCACCUUUUUCCGAAGUAACAAAUAUUGUUAGUCAUAUAUAUGAUUGUAUUGUUAUGGUUCGAGAUUCAAGAAAAGCUGAUCUAUCAAGGAAAACAUAUAAAGAAUGGUGGCAAGUUGGAAAAGCUUCAGCUUCAAAAAGAAUUUCUUCUCGUAAACAUCCUCAUUUCUUAAGUGGAUUUGUUCCUGUUCAACCUGGUCCGGUUAUUCAGGUUACAACCCCUGAAGCAAGUACCGGUAUUAUAUCUGAAGAAAUACCCGAUGAAGAAGAAGCAGAUGAAAAUCUUGGUGCUGGUGUCGGAGGUUCUUAA